Messenger RNA from Limulus polyphemus (Atlantic horseshoe crab), 4378 nucleotides. Its product is annotated as titin-like. The annotation marks the transcript as partial. The transcript is spliced from 2 exons. The record is from RefSeq and is a predicted model, not a curated record. NCBI's taxonomy places the organism in Eukaryota, Metazoa, Arthropoda, Merostomata, Xiphosura, Limulidae.
CCAGAAAUAACUCCUGUCCCCAAAAAAGAAAAACCUAAAGAAACAAUUCCUGUUCCUGCAGAAGAAAAACCAGCAAUAACACCUAUUCCUAAAGAGAUAAAACCUGAAGAAAGAGUUCCUGUUCCUGAAGUAGAAAAACCAGAAAUAACUCCUGUCCCCAAAAAAGAAAAACCUAAAGAAACAAUUCCUGUUCCUGCAGAAGAAAAACCAGCAAUAACACCUAUUCCUAAAGAGAUAAAACCUGAAGAAAGAGUUCCUGUUCCUGAAGUAGAAAAACCAGAAAUAACACCCGUCCCUAAAGAAGAAAAACUUGAAGAAAGCGUUCCUGUUACUAAAGAAGAAAAACCACAAAUAAUUACUACUCCUAAAGAGAAGGAAAAACCAGAAAUAACACCUAUUCCUAAAGAGGAAGAACUUGAAGAAAGAGUUCCUGUUCCUGAACUAGAAAAACCAGAAAUAACACCUGUCCCCAAAGAGGAAAAACCUAAAGAAGCAUUUCCUGUUCUUGCAGAAGAAAAACCAGACAUAACACCUGUAUCUAAAGAGGAAAAACCUGAAGCAAGUGUUCCUGUUACUGAACUAGAAAAACCAGAAACAACACCUGUUCCUAAAGAGGAAGAACUCGAAGAAAAAGUUCCUCUUCCUGAAGUAGAAAAACCAGAAAUAACACUUAUUGCUAAAAAGGAAAAAUCUGAAGAAAGAGAUCGUGUUCCUGAAGUAGAAAAACCAGAAAUAACACUCGUCCCUAAAGAAGAAAAACUUGAAGAAAAAGUUCCUCUUACUAAAGAAGAAAAACCACAAAUAAUUCCUACUCCUAAAGUGAAGGAAAAACCAGAAAUAGCACCUAUUCCUAAAGAGGAAGAACAUGAAGAAAGAAUUGCUGUUCCUACAGAAGAAAAACCAGAAAUAACACCUAUAUCUAAAGAGGAAAAACCUGAAGAAAGAGUUCCUGUUACUGAAAUAGAAAAACCGGAAAUAACACCUGUUCCUAAAGAGGAAGAACUCGAAGAAAGAGAUCGUGUUCCUGCAGAAGAAAAAACAGAUAUAACACCCAUCCCUAAAGAAGAAAAACUUGAAGAAAAAGUUACUGUUACUAAAGAAGAAAAACCGCUAAUAAUUCCUACUCCUAAAGACAAGGAAAAACCAGAAAUAAUACCUAUUCCUAAAGAGGAAGAACAUGAAGAAAGAGUUGCUGUUCCUGCAGAAGAAAAACCAGAAAUAACACCUGUAUAUAAAGAGGAAAAACCUGAAGAAAGAGUUUCUGUUACUGAAUUAGAAAAACCAGAAAUAACACUUGUUCCUAAAGAGGAAAAACUCGAAAAAAGAGUUCCUAUUCUUGAAGAAGAAAAACCUGAAAUCACACCUGUAUCUAAAGAAGAAAAACCUGAAGAAACACUUCCUGUUCCUGAAGAAGAAAAACCAGAAAUAACACCUGUAUCUAAAGAGGAAAAACCUGAACACACAGUUCCUCUUCCAGAAGAAGAAAAACUAGAUAUUACACUUAUUUCCAAAAAGGAAAAACCUAGAGAAGCAAUUCCUGUUCCUGCAGAAGAAAAACCAGCAAUAACACCUAUUCCUAUAGAUAUAAAACCUGAAGAAAGAGUUUCUGUUCUUGAAGAAGAAAAACCAGAAAUAACACAUGUUCUUAAAAAGGAAAAAUUUGAAGAAAGAGUUUCUGUUUCUGAAGUAGUAAAACCAGAAAUAACACCUGUUCCUGAAGUAGAAAAACCAGAAAUAACACCUGUUCCCAAAGAGGAAAAACCUAAAGAAGCAGUUCCUGUUCGUGCAGAAGAAAAACCAGAAAUAACACCUGUAUCUAAAGAGGAAAAACCUGAAGAAACAGUUUCUCUUCCAGAAGACGAAAAACCAGAAAUUACACCUAUUGCUAAAGAGGAAAAAUCUAAAGAAGGAGUUCCUGUUCCUAAAGUAGAAAAACCAGAAAUAACACCCAUCCCUAAAGAAGAAAAACCUCAAGAAAAAGUAACCUUUGCUAAAGAACAAAAACCAGAAAUUGCACCUAUUGUUAAAGAGGAAAAACCUGAAAAAAGAGUUCCUAUUCUUGAAGUAGAAAAACCAGAAAUAAAACAUGUCCCUAAAGAAGAAAAACCUAAAGAAAAAGUUCCUGUUGCUAAAGAACAAAAACCAGAAAUAACGCAUAUUGCUAAAGGGGAAGAAUCUGAAGAAAGAGUUCUUGUUACUGAAGAAGAAAAACCAGAAAUAAUUCCAGCUCUUAAAGAGAAGGAAAAGCUAGAAAUAACACCUCUCCUUAAAGAAGAAAAAACUGAAGAAAGAGUUUCUGUUCCUGAAAGAGAAAAACGAGAAAUAACACCUCUCUCUAAAGUGGAAAAACCCAAAGAACGAGUUCUGUUUACUAAAAAAGAAGAACCAGAAAUAACCCCUACUCCUAAAGAGAGGGAAAAACCAGAAAUAACUCCUAUCCCUAAAGAGAAAGAACAUGAAGAAAGAGUUCCUGUUACUCAAGUAGAAAAACCACAAAUAAUACCCAUCCCUAAAGAAAAGGAAGAACCUGAAGAAAAGGUUCUCUUUGUUAAAAAAGAAAAACCAGAAAUAACACCUAUUCCUAAAGAGGAAGAACCUAAAGAAGCAGUUCUUGCUAGUGAAAUACAAAAACCACAAAUAAUACCUAUUUCUGAAAAGGCAGAGAAAUUCCAAGAAAUAGUUUCCAUAUCCAAGGAAGAACAAAUAACUACUACUGUGAAAGUUGAGAAAAAACUAGAAGAAGAACUGAUAAUAACCAAAGAGAAACCACAAGUAGCACCUAUUCCUAAACAGGAAAAACCUGAAGAAAGAGUUCUCUUUACAAAAGAAGAAGAACCAGAAAUUAUUCCCACUCCUAAAGAAAAAGAAGGUGAAAAAUUAAUUCAUAUUACUAAAGAGGAAGAAGUUGCACAAAUAGUACCAAUUUCUGAAGAAUUUAAUGAAAUUGAAGGUAUAGUUCCAGUAAAGAAAGAAGAAGAAAAACCAGAAAUAAUCCCUACUCCUAAAGAAAAGGAAGAACCAGAAAUACCACUUAUUCCUAAAGAGGAAAAAUCUGAAGAAAUAGUUCCAGUUACUGAAAUAGAAAAACCAGAAAUAAUCCCCAUUCCUAAAGAAAAGGAAGAACCUGAAGAAAACAUUCCUCUUACUAAAGAAGAAAAAUCAGAAAUAAUAGAUGAAAUAAUUACUACUGUGAAAGUUGAAGGAAAACUUGAAGAAGAAGUGAUUAUAAGCAAAGAGAAAGAAAAACCAGAAGAAUCACCUACUAAAGAACCUGAAAUAGCACCUACUGUUAUAGAACACCUGGAAAGUAAAGAAAGAGUACCAAUAACCAAAGAAAAAGAUGAAAUUAAACUGCUUGCUAAAGAUGAGGCAAUUAUUAAGAAGAAAGAAGAACCCGAAGAAAAGCCAGCAGACAUAGUCUCUGUAGUUAAAGAAGAAAAACCUAAAAUAAUUCCCUUUCCUAUAAUAAAGGAAGAAUAUAAAGAAAUAGUUCAUAUUACUAAAAAGAAAGAAGUUGCAAAAUUAAUACCAAUUUCUAAAGAAUAUAAGGAACCUGAAGAAACAGUUGCCAUAACAAAGGAAAAAGAAAAACCAGAAAUAAUUCCUUCUCCUAAAGAAAGGGAACCUGAAGACAAACCAGAACAUGAGAAACCCGAAGUAAAGUUCUCUGUAAAAGAAAUAAUGGAGAAAACAGAAAUAACACAUACUUUGAAAGAAGAGAAGCAUAAAGAAGGAAUCAAACCUUCAGCUAAAGAAGAACCUAUAAAAAUGGUACCAAUAACCAAAGAAGGAAAAGUACCAGGAUUAGUAUAUAAGGAAGAGGUCGAACAUGAAGAAACAGUUCCAAUAACCAAGGAAGUAGAAGAGGAAUUUGAAGAGAGAGUGUUUAUAAUCAGGGGCAAAGAAAAACCAGAAAUAGUACCUAUUGUUAGAAAAGUGGAAAAACCUGAUGACAGUACCCAUAUGUCCACAGACAUAGAAAAAUCUAAAAAACUGGAAAUAACACCUUCUGUUAGAGAAAUAAAAGAAAUCAUAGAAAGAGUUUCUGUAAAAAAAGAAGAUGAAAAAUAUAAAAUAACUUAUACUGUUAAAAAAGAGGAAAAGCCUGAAAAUUUGUUACGUAUAUCUAAGGGUCUAGAAAAACCUGAAAGAGUAGUAAUUUUACGUAAAGUAGAUAAACCAGAAACAUUACUUGCUACUAAAGAAGAUGAAAUAGCUGAGAAAUCAACAAUGUCAACUAAAGAAAAAGAAGAACUAGACAAAUUAAUAUUUCUUCCAAAACAAGAAGAAAAACCUGAAUUUGUCCACAUAACGAAAGAAGAGAGACUGGAAACGUUGCUUUUUUUCUAAAGAUGAAGAGAUUCCUGCUGAAAUAGAA